AUGUCUGCCCAGACCUGCCAGCUCGAGACCCCCGAGCCGUCUCCAAGCGGCUCGCCCAGAUCCUCCCCUCUCCACUCCACAGAAGACAAAACCAGACACUGGGAAUACCCUGCCAAUGGGUUUUACCCCAUCACUCCGCCGACAGAGGCGUGCGAGUCGGACGAGGAACUCUGCGGCACAGUUGCUAGCUCCAUCCACCUCGAGGCCGAUGCCGAUGCCGAGGUAGAGUCAGAGGCCGACGCCGACGCCGACGUCGACGCCCACACGCUCGUCGCCGUCCUCGGUGUAGGUUACGUCGGAGAGCAUCUCGUCAGCAACUUCGCCAGGAAAUACGGCGUCCUGGGCUUCGACGUCUCCGAAACCCGCGUCCAGCACCUUCGCGAGGCGUUCGGCCCGGACACCAAGGCCAAGUUCACCUGCAACCCGCGGGAUCUCGCAGAGGCGACGCACUUCCUCGUCUCCGUGCCCACCCUGCUCCGCCCGGACCAGAGCAUCGACUCCUCCUUCCUCCAAUCCGCCAUCCAGAACAUCGCCACGCACGCCCGCCCGGGCGCCGUCAUCGUCAUCGAGUCCUCCGUCGCCGUGGGCAUGACGCGGGCGCUCCUCGGGCCCCUCGCCCAAGAGCGGGGCUUCUUCGCCGGCAUGUCCCCCGAGCGCGUCGACCCGGGCCGCGCCGAACCCCCCGCGAACGCCAUCCCCAAGAUCGUGUCCGGGCUGGACGACGUCGCGCCGGGGUCCCUGGACGCCAUCACCCGCCUGUACGAGCAGGUGUUCGACCGCGUCGUCCCCGUGUCGCGGCCCGAGGUGGCCGAGAUGACCAAGCUGUACGAGAACUGCCAGCGCAUGAUGUGCGUCGCCUUCGCCAACGAGAUGGCCGACGCCUGCGUCCCCCACGGCGUCGACCCGUACGAGGUCUGCCGCGCCGCGUCCACCAAACCUUUCGGCUACAUGCCCUUCACGCCCUCCCUCGGCGUCGGCGGCCACUGCAUCCCCGUGAACCCGUACUACCUGCUCUCCAACUCGCACUUCCCCCUCCUGCAGGCCGCGACCGAGAGGAUGCGCGCACGGCCUGCCGCCAUCGCCCAACGCGCCAUCCUAUGCGUCUCCCCCCCCCUCCCCCUCUCCCACCAACCACCACCCAAACCCCGGAUCCUCGUCGUCGGCAUGGGCUUCAAGCGCGGCCAAUCCCACCUCGCCAACUCGCCAGGCCUCGAACUAGCCAAGACCCUCCUGGCGUCCCGCAAGGUCGGGGUAGCCUGGGCCGACCCCCUCGUAAAACAAGAGGCCAUCCCGCAGAUCGAAAAGCUCGACGACCGGCGGCAUUGGACGGCCGAAGCACUCCGCCAGCGCUUCCACAGGGUCAUCGUCGCGUUCCGCCAGGAAGGGCUAGACUUUAGCGUCCUGGAAGAGCUGGCUUCCGAAGGAGGGGAAGUGCAGGUUGAGAUGUGGUGCCCAUGA
Sodiomyces alkalinus F11 is the source of this 1458-nucleotide messenger RNA. RefSeq names its product nucleotide sugar dehydrogenase. The transcript has 3 exons. The record is from RefSeq and is a predicted model, not a curated record. Bases 1 to 1458 code for a protein of 485 amino acids. Gene Ontology annotation, molecular function: oxidoreductase activity, acting on the CH-OH group of donors, NAD or NADP as acceptor; NAD binding; oxidoreductase activity, acting on the CH-CH group of donors, NAD or NADP as acceptor. Lineage: Eukaryota; Fungi; Ascomycota; Sordariomycetes; Glomerellales; Plectosphaerellaceae. Gene Ontology annotation, biological process: polysaccharide biosynthetic process.